Molecule: messenger RNA, 1371 nt
Organism: Yamadazyma jaroonii
Lineage: Eukaryota; Fungi; Ascomycota; Pichiomycetes; Serinales; Debaryomycetaceae
Source: the annotation of a GenBank genome assembly
AUGUCAAGUACUGAAGUAGAAGUUGAUGAAUUACGAAGAAUCACUCCUGAAUAUGGUGAGGAUGCCAGAAAGAAUAGAGACAAGAAUGAAAAGAUGUUCCCCAAGACUUAUGGUGAUUCUUUCAAAGAUUGGUUAAGACAUAGUUGGAAAGUUUCUGAUCAGGAAAUUGAACACCAAUUCUUAUCAAUGUUAUCAUUUUAUCCCAAAUCUGAUGGUAAAAGAACUGCCAAAAUAAUAGACACUCCUGUGGGUGAUAAAAAUUUCAUCCAUGAAUUUUAUAUUGAAAACACUGAAACUGAAACAACUCAUGGUCAAGCAUUAGGAUUGAAAGAUCAAGUCAAAGAUAUAGUCAUUGUGCAUGGAUAUGGAGCUAGUUUAGGACUUUUCUUAUUCAACUUUGGCCACUUAUCAAGUAUUCCAGGGAUUAGGAUCCAUGCUAUCGAUUUAUUAGGUUUCGGAUUAAGUGCAAGACCUUCAUUUCCUAAAUUUAAAAACGACACUGUAGAACAAGUAGAAGCUGUGGAAAAUUGGUUUAUCGAUUCUCUUGAAGAAUGGAGGAUCAAAAGGAAGAUCAAUAAUUUCGUUUUAAUUGGCCACUCCUUUGGUGGUUAUUUGAGUAGUUGUUAUGCCAUGAAAUAUCAUAAAAUUCAAAAUCCUAUUUUGAAUAAAUUAGUGUUAGUAAGUCCUGUUGGAGUGGAAAGGAAUAGACAUAGUCUUCUCAAAAACUUACCCAAUCCGUACUUUGAUGAUUCAAGAGUUGCUAAACAAAAUGAAAACGAUGAAACUACAUCGAUAAAAGACCAACCCCAAAUCAAUCCAAAUUAUGAAAAUUUACUUCUUGAAGAAGACGAAGAUGCUCCAAAGAGUUUCCGUAUAAAUUUAGUCAGAUACUUAUGGAAUCAUAAUAUCAGUCCCUUAGGUUUAGUAAGGAAUUUGGGACCUUUCAGAUCAAGACUCAUAAGUGCGUGGACAUCAAGAAGAUUCCUGAAACAUUAUGUAGAUGAACCAGAUGCUUAUACCAAGAUUCAUGAUUAUUGUUACCGAAUUUUCAACGCUAAAGGAUCGGGAGAAUUUGCAAUUACGAGGAUAUUGGGAGUAGGGGCAUUGGCCAGAUUGCCCUUAAUGGAUAGAAUGCCUCAAUUCCUUGCAAAGAAUAAUCUUCCAAGUUUAUGGAUGUACGGUGAUAAAGAUUGGAUGAAUGUAGAAGCUGGUAGAGAGAUGGCUUUGGAAAUAAAUGAAUUAUCUAAAAAACAAGGAAUAAGUCGCAUGGCUGGAUUCAAAAUCUUAAAUAACGCUGGACACCAUCUUUAUAUGGAUAAUCCUGAAGAAUUUAAAGAUAGUGUAUUUAAAUUCUUGGAGUAUAAAGAAUAA